GACGUAAUUCCUGUAUGUCUGGUUGUAGUCUGUACUGAGUGAUUCUGAGUAAUCGAAUAAUUUCGUAAGACUUGUUUACGAAUCAAUAAAGUUAGAUUAUAAUAAAAUUAAUAAAGUUAGUCAAUCCCAGAUAUUUCUCAUUUUCAAAUAUACCGAGAGGUUAAGAGCGUAAUACGCAUCGGUGUUAAAUAAAUAGUGAAAGGUUACGAACAAAAUAGUGGUGCAAUUUUUUUAUAUUAAUUAGUAAUAGCAUUACAAAUUGCGCCAUAUUGUUGCAAAAAAAAACAUCGCUCUGUAAACAUAUAGCGAGCAUCACCAGUUUAAAAAAGAUUGUGUCUGGGUGGGUGUAUGCAACGGAAGUGUCCAUAAAUAUUUUUGAUGAUAUUAGAGGAUUCUUGGGAGAUGCCGCCUGAAAAGCGCGGGAAGCGAGGAGUUAGCGACGCGGACGACGAAGACGACGACUACAGACGAAAGAGAGAUCGUAAUAACGAGGCAGUUAAAAAGAGUAGAUAUAAGUCAAAGCAAAGAACGCAGGAGACAUUUUCAAGAGUAACCAAACUAAAGGAAGAAAAUCAGGCACUGGAGGAAAAAGUAAAAUCUUUGACAAAGGAUCUUGAAUUUCUUAAAAAACUGUUUAUGGAGUAUGCUGCUAAAUCAGAUCAGAAAGAUCCAAAAUUUGAGGGUAUAGAUCUCGAGAAACUACUGCAAGAUGAGGCAGAGGAAAAAAAAGGCAAUAGUAGUAAAUCAUAAAGAACAACAUAAUAAAAUUGUGUGCCGGAAAUGAUUACUUUCUUUUCUGUACUGGCAAUUUUAUUCUUUGUUGGUAAAAACUUACAGCCUGUGUAAUUGGUUUAGACUUAUGUAGACUGUAAACAAGCAAAUUGUGAAGCAAUACACGGUUGAAAGACCUGUAUACCUGGACAAUUAGAAUUAACUAUCUAAAAAAGAUUAGAGUUAUUUUAAAAUGAAAGUUUAUUUGACAUACUGUGUCAGGCUAAAAUAAGCAUUAAAUUAAGUAUAUAAUAACUAAGCCAUGUGUAAUAUUCUGGAGCAAAUGAUAUGAUCAACUUUUACUGCUGACAUCCCUGAUUUUUUUUUUAUGUGAUAAUUUUUUCUUAACAACUAUUUGUAAUUAUUAACUUUAUUAAGUUUGUUAUUUUAUUUUAAUUGUACAAACAAACAAACACAAGUCUUUCCUCUUUGGCUGGGCUUUAUAAUAUUAGUAUACAUGUAUCAGUUCAAAAAUCCAGGGCAUAAGAGUUAAUAUAAUUUGUAUUUUAAUAAACAAAAUUACAUUAUUUGCAGAAGAGAAAAGGGCAAUAUCUAUUUUGUCCCUUCCUCAUUUUGUACAUCAAAGUUAGUCCAUUAUCUCAUUUUAUUGUUUGCUGUUUAGCAUGCCUUCUAAACUGUUGGGAAAGCUUUUUUUUAUUCCACUAUAAAAUAGUGAUGCAGUCUUAAGAUGGUAAUAUGCUAACCUUUUAUUGGGGUGUCGCAGUUAUAUUAAACCCCCCCCUUAUCGGAUUCUACACGAUAUCUCACCGGAAAGCUAAAUUACUAAAGUCUUUGUUGGUAGGGUGGCAACUAGCCACGGUCGAAGACUGGACACCAGACUAACCAGCCACUUACCAGCAUUUGCACCACGAUAACAGAAUUUUAAUGUACAAAAGUGAUAAGAAGUACAUACAUCUUAGUAG
Pararge aegeria (speckled wood butterfly) is the source of this 1694-nucleotide messenger RNA. It is a transcript of the gene Irbp18, whose product is annotated as CCAAT/enhancer-binding protein gamma-like. The coding region runs from base 379 to 750 and encodes 123 amino acids. Gene Ontology annotation, biological process: DNA-templated transcription; regulation of transcription by RNA polymerase II. NCBI's taxonomy places the organism in Eukaryota, Metazoa, Arthropoda, Insecta, Lepidoptera, Nymphalidae. The transcript has 2 exons. The record is from RefSeq and is a predicted model, not a curated record. Gene Ontology annotation, molecular function: DNA-binding transcription factor activity, RNA polymerase II-specific; RNA polymerase II cis-regulatory region sequence-specific DNA binding.